Messenger RNA from Cutaneotrichosporon cavernicola, 2070 nucleotides. RefSeq lists its product as uncharacterized. Gene Ontology annotation, biological process: long-chain fatty-acyl-CoA metabolic process; long-chain fatty acid metabolic process. Gene Ontology annotation, cellular component: plasma membrane; lipid droplet; endoplasmic reticulum. Lineage: Eukaryota; Fungi; Basidiomycota; Tremellomycetes; Trichosporonales; Trichosporonaceae. The transcript is spliced from 7 exons. The coding region runs from base 1 to 2070 and encodes 689 amino acids. The record is from RefSeq and is a predicted model, not a curated record. Gene Ontology annotation, molecular function: long-chain fatty acid-CoA ligase activity.
AUGGCUCCCCGCAAGGGUAACGAGGCUGCCUCUUGGGAGGUCGACGCCGACAAGCCAAAGCCACAGGGCGAGACUCGUAUUCACCGCUCUUACGCCUCCAAGGACCUUGUUCUACGCCCCGAAGCUGGUAUCGACACCAUCCACGAUGUGAUGCUCUACGCUGCCCGCACCCACGGCUCCAAGAUCGCCCUUGGUGCCCGUGAGAUUGAGCGCACCAUUACCGAGACCAAGCAGAUUACCAAGAUUGUCAACGGCAAGGAGACCAAGGUUGACAAGAACUGGACCUACUUUAAGCUCACUCCUCUCGAGUGGAUCUCGUACGAGGAGGCGCUUCAGGAGGUCCGCGACAUUGGUUCUGGUCUCCGCGAGCUCGGUCUCGGCGGCGAGGACGAGACGUUCUUCAACAUCUACGCCUCCACUCACCGCAACUGGAUGCUCAUGGCCCAGGCAUGUGCCUUCAACGCCGUUCCCAUCUGCACGGCCUACGACUCGCUCGGCCCCGAGGGUCUCGCGCACUCGCUCAACGAGACCGAAGUCCGCGCCAUGUUCACCAACUCCGAACUCCUCGGCACUCUUGCCAAGAUCAUCGGCAAGUGUCCCACUGUCCGCCUCGUCGUCUACGACGGCAAGCAGCCGGACGAGGCCACUGUCCAGAAGCUCAAGUCGGCUCGCGAUGACAUCACCCUCAUUCACAUGGACGAGGUUCGCGCCAAGGGCAAGGCCGCGCCCAAGGAGGCCAUUCCCGCCAAGCGCGAGGACGUGUACUGCUGCAUGUACACCUCGGGUUCGACUGGUACGCCUAAGGGUGUGUUGCUGACGCACGGCAACAUCACCUCUGCCAUCGGCUCCGUCUGGAAGCUCCUCUACGAGUACCUCAGCCCCGACGACACCUACCUUGCCUUCCUUCCCCUCGCGCACAUUCUCGAGUUCGUCGUCGAGAUGUCGUUCUUCUUUGCCGGUCUUCCUAUUGCCUACGGUAGAGUCAAGACGCUCACCGACGCCUCGGUGCGCGAGUCCAAGUCGGACAUCAUGGAGGCUAGACCCUCUAUCAUGGUCGGCGUCCCCCAGGUCUGGGAGAUCAUCCGCAAGGGUAUCGUCGGCAAGGUUGACGCGGGUGGCGCUGUCAAAAAGGCCAUCUUCAACUUUGCUCUCAAGGCGAAGAACGCCGGCAAGGAGUACAAGAUUCCCGGUCUCGCUGGCCUGACGGACGCCAUCGUCUUCAACACGGUCCGUGCCGGCACUGGUGGCCGCCUGAAGAUCCUCUUCAGCGGUGGUGGCCCCGUCUCGGCGUCGACCCAGAAGUUCCUCUCGACCGCGCUCGUCAUGAUGAUCCAGGGCUACGGUCUUACCGAGGGCACUGCCAUGGCGGCCAUUCUCAACCCCGACUGGAUGAGCUACAACUCUGUCGGUGGCCCCGUGCCCGGUGCCGAGAUCAAGCUCGUCGACGUCGCUGAGGCCGGCUACUUCAGCACCAGCAACCCACCUCAGGGUGAGAUUCUUCUCCGUGGCCCUGCCAUCUUCAAGGGCUACUACAAGCGCCCCGACCUUGACAAGGAGGCGUUCACCGAGGACGGCUGGUUCAAGACUGGUGACGUUGGCCAGUGGAACAAGGACGGCACUCUGUCGAUCAUUGACCGUAUCAAGAACCUUGUAAAGCUCCAGGGCGGCGAGUACAUUGCGCUCGAGCACCUUGAGUCUGUGUACAAGUCGGCUAGCUUUGUCCUCAACGGCUGUGUCGUGGCCAACGCCAACCACACGCACCCCGCCAUGGUGGUCAUGGCUCACCCCGUCGCCCUGCCCGCGUUUGCCAAGCAGCACGGUCUGGGUGACCACGGUGACCUCGAGGCGUAUUGCGAGGAUCCCGCUGUCGUGAGCGCGUGCCUCAAGGAAAUGAACGACAUUGGCAAGAAGCAGGGUCUCAAGGGUAUGGAGCUGCUCGAGGCUCUUGUCCUCACGGGGGAUGAGUGGACUCCCGAGUCUGGGUUCCUCACUGCCGCUCAGAAGCUGCAGCGCAAGACGAUCGAGACCUACUACAAGGAGAAGAUCAACGCCGUCUACAAGCUGACCUGA